This is a messenger RNA of Humulus lupulus (European hop), 960 nucleotides long. RefSeq lists its product as uncharacterized. The record is from RefSeq and is a predicted model, not a curated record. Bases 1 to 960 code for a protein of 319 amino acids. The transcript has 3 exons. Lineage: Eukaryota; Viridiplantae; Streptophyta; Magnoliopsida; Rosales; Cannabaceae.
AUGCGGUCUACUACUAGAAAUUUGGAGACUCGGAUAGGGCAAUUGGCUACUCUUAUGGCCAACCGUGCUCAAGGUGACCUGCCUAGCACAACUGAGGUUAACCCAAAAGAGCAAUGUCAGGCUAUUACAUUGAGAAGUGGGAAGAGACUACACAAGAACAACUUAGAUAAGCAGUUUUCGAAAUUUCUAGAAGUAUUCAAGAAACUGCAUAUAAACAUUCCAUUUGCGGAGGCUCUAGAGCAGAUGCCCAGUUACAUGAAAUUCAUGAAAGACAUCCUGUCUAAGAAAAGAAAAAUGGGAGAAUAUGAAACGGUGGCAUUAACUGAAGAGUGUAGCGCUAUUCUGCAAAGGAAACUCCCUCAGAAGCUGAGAGAUCCUGGGAGUUUUACUGUACCUUGCACCAUAGGUAAUAUUAAGAGCAUGAAUGCUCCAUGUGAUUUGGGAACAAGCAUUAAUCUGAUGCCGCUUUCAGUUUUCAAAAGAUUAAAGCUGGGGGAAGCAAGGCCUACCACAGUAACAUUACAAUUAGCAUAUUGUUCAUUGGCACAUCCUCAAGGCCAAGCUUUGAUUGAUGUGCAGAAAGGUGAGUUAAAGCUAAGAGUACAAGGUGAGGAAGUUUUUUUCAAUGUACUCAGGGCUAUGACUUACUCUGGGGCCAGUGAUAGUUGUUUCUCUGUGGAUGUGGUGGAGAGUCUAGUGGAUGAGAAGAAGGUAGUAGAAAACCCUCUUGAGUUGAGUCUGAUAAAGGAGGAAGUUACUAAACAAGAUGGGAAGGAGGCCACAGAGUAUGCAAAGUGGUUGAACUCUUAUGGGCCUUUGAAGAGGAAGUACUUUGAAGAGCUCGAUUUCGUGCCUACAAGACCAUUGCCUUCAGUUGAGAAGCCGCCAGAGUUAGAAUUGAAGGUAUUGCCUGAUCACUUGCAAUAUGAAUUCCUUGGUAAGAACAAGACACUUCCUUGA